UGACAGAAAGGCAUAAAAUUUGCAUUUAAUUAAAGAACCUUAUUUAUUACUCCGUCUUUCGAGCAUCCUGCACACAGUUGAUCAUUUCCAGCGUAGAGACUUGAAUUUUCAGUUUGGCAUUGAAUCUUGAUAACGGACAACUUUGACAGAAGAUGAUGUCCAAAUCAGUGGGUUUAGCAUUGCUUGUCCUAGCCGGCGUUAUAAGUUCCGUCACAGCAUGCUCGUGCAUUCCUCAAAGUGAAAAGGACUUGUUCUGCAAGGCUGAUUUUGCUAUAGCAUUUAAGGCCAAGGACAAUGGUAGAGUUGAUUGUGAUACCAGGGUUUAUCAGGUGGAGUUGCUCAGAAUGUACAGAACUGUGCCAUUCAAAAACUUAGACACAGAUAAGAUCUAUACCGCAAAUGACAGCGCCGCGUGUGGAGUUACCUUUACCGCAGGAGAGUUCUAUGUUAUUUCAGGAUAUUACAACGAAACAGCUGGCCAGCCAACACGAAUGCAAGCCCACCUCUGUGCGCUAAACCUACAAAUGCCUUAUGAUCCAAGGCUUAUAUACAUCCCUCCUAAUUGUGACGCACCAGUGCCAGAGAAUGGAUACGGGUACCUUUUGCAAUAAAUGGGCAGCGUUGAUGAUGAAAGAGGAUCGGACAACUUUUUAAAGUACACCAAUUUGCAUUUGAUGAUCAUGACUUUUCAGAAGAUGAUAAAGCAAAUACAGUUUACUUUCUUUAUUUAAGAAAACUUACCUGCAUUCACAAAGAAACCUGUAUCAAUUAUGUAAAUCAUUAAACAAACGCAUAGAAAAAUCUUCAAAUUGUAUCAGUAUGGUUGUAUGAAAACUAUGCUGUAUAUAUUGCAAAUCGAGCGAUAUACAUUUAACAACCCAAACUGGAAAACUAUGCAAAAUACACCCAAGUUAUUUUAUAACUCUACUAAAACGCAAGCUCUUACAAUGUGUUCAUUAUCAUCUGGAUUUUGAUUUUCAUGUUUGGCUUAUUUUUGAUUAAACUAUUGAUAACACAUACAACUCACUUCUUGUCAAUAUGAUGAUAAGGCAAAAAUAAUAAACAAAAGUUACCGCCGUUUUUUCGAAUUAACUGCUAUCCAAGGGGUUCAAAGAAAGGGAUUCGGCUAAAGAACUUAAUCUGUUUGAAUUAUUAAAUAUUGGAAAGCAUUAAAGUGUCAAACAGUA
Messenger RNA from Mercenaria mercenaria, 1187 nucleotides. Its product is annotated as metalloproteinase inhibitor 2-like. Gene Ontology annotation, molecular function: protease binding; metalloendopeptidase inhibitor activity. Gene Ontology annotation, biological process: negative regulation of membrane protein ectodomain proteolysis; negative regulation of endopeptidase activity. The record is from RefSeq and is a predicted model, not a curated record. Lineage: Eukaryota; Metazoa; Mollusca; Bivalvia; Venerida; Veneridae. Gene Ontology annotation, cellular component: extracellular matrix. The transcript is spliced from 6 exons. Bases 153 to 611 code for a protein of 152 amino acids.